AUGGCCAUAUCCGCCCUCCCUCAAGCCACCGUCCGCUUGCUCGGCGCCUCGACAAACAUCGCCUCUCCGUAUCAUCUUGUCAAGGAGCUGCUGGACAACGCCAUCGACGCUCGAGCAACCACGGUCGAGAUUUCCAUCUCCGCAGACACCCUGGAGAAAAUCUCCGUCCGAGACAAUGGUCACGGCAUCGCGGUGCAGGACUUUGAGUCGCUGGGCCGCAGGGCACACACGAGCAAGCUGAGGAGCUUUGGUGAGUUGCAGACCAAAGGCGGCAAGACGCUGGGGUUCCGCGGGGAAGCCUUGGCCAGUGCCAAUGCCGUUUCCUCCAUCGCCAUCACUACAAAGGUGUCUGGCGAUCCAGUUGCUUCGCGGCUGCAGCUGCGUUUUGCUGUCGGGGGAGUUGAACAAAGGCGGCCGGUUUCCGCGCCCGUCGGCACCACCGUACAAGCCACCCAACUCUUCAAGAAUAUGCCUGCAAGGAAACAGCUCUUCAUCAAGGAGAGGAACAAGUCCGUGUCGAGCAUCAAAAGUCUUCUCAAGAGCUACGCCCUGGCGCGGCCGCAUCUCAAGCUAUCCUUUAGAGUAACCGACGACGGCUCCCAAUCUUGGUCGUAUUCCCCGAAUGGCUCACCGACGGUGAGGGAGGCAACCCUCCAAAUAUUUGGCGGAGGCUUGGCCACCAAUUGCGUGCACAUGACCGUCGGGGAGAAUAACCGUGGCAUUUCAAUACACGAUCAGCAGCCAAAGGGGUUCGUGCUAGAUGCCUUUCUUCCAAGGCCAGACUGCGAUGUCAAGGCCAUUACCGGCAAGGGCUCUUUCAUAUCAGUCGACCAGAGGCCUGUUUCACCAACGAGAGGGCUCCCGAAAAGAAUUGUCAGCGCCCUCAAGUCCCAGUUCUCGGAGCACAUGGCGAGAAUAGGGUCUACCAACUAUGACCCCAACGUGUCGCCUUUGAAGGACGAGGUCUUGUUCGCUGAUGAGAAAGGUCUCAUUGAGUGCUUUGAGAAGCUGUGUCGAGAGCUCGCUGCGAAAGGGGGCUGCCGUUUCCAACUGACGGCCAAGGCUACGACCCUGCUGGCGCUUCCUCUUGGGAUGACGCAGACAUCCUUGACCUGCUGA
Molecule: messenger RNA, 1119 nt
Organism: Hirsutella rhossiliensis
Lineage: Eukaryota; Fungi; Ascomycota; Sordariomycetes; Hypocreales; Ophiocordycipitaceae
Product: histidine kinase-, DNA gyrase b-, and HSP90-like ATPase domain-containing protein
Exons: 4
Coding region: 1-1119 (372 amino acids)
Biological process (GO): mismatch repair
Cellular component (GO): MutLalpha complex
Molecular function (GO): mismatched DNA binding; ATP binding; ATP-dependent DNA damage sensor activity
Source: RefSeq, a predicted model, not a curated record